AUGAGGGGCUUGAUAUUAGCCCUGGUUUUAACCCUGGUGGGGAGCCAGCAUCUUAAUUACCAACCCGAUUUCAGUGAAAACAAGGUUUAUACAUUUGAUUAUGAAACCACGCUUCUCAGUGGACUUCCAGAGAAAGGACUUGCAAGAGCUGGAAUAAGAAUAAAAAGUAAAGUGGAAAUUAGUGGUAUUGGGCCAAAACUUUGUCUUAUUAGGAUUCACUCGAUCGAAGCCGCAGAGUACAACGGUGCCUGGCCCACGAGCUCGUUCUCACGGUCACUGAAACUGACCCAGGCCCUCACUGGGCAGCUCAGUAACCCCGUCAAGUUUGAGUACAGCAAUGGCCACGUCGGGAACAUUAUGGCUCCUGAUUCUGUCUCAGAUGAUGGUCUGAACAUCUACAGAGGGAUAAUGAACGUGCUGGAGCUGAGCAUAAAGAAGACGCAGCAUUCAUACAGUCUACAGGAGGCCGGGAUUGGAGGUAUUUGUAACACAACAUAUGCAAUCCAGGAAAACAAGAGAGCAAACCUAGUCUAUGUGACCAAAUCCAAGGACCUGGACAGCUGUGAAGAGAAAGUUCAAAUUGUCACAGGUUCAGCAUACACUCAUCCAUGCAAGACCUGCCAGCAGAGGAACAAGAAUUCUCGUGCAACUGCUACUUACAAUUACAAAAUUAAAUACACACGUAGUGAAGCUGUAAUUACACAAGCUGAUGUCGAAGAAAUCCACCAGUUUGCACCCUUCAACGAGAUAACAGGAGGAAAUGCUAUUGUAGAAGCAAGGCAGAAACUUGCUUUGACUGAUGUGCAGAAGCAGAGGGCAGAGGUCCCACCAAAAGAGUACCAGAAUCGUGGAUCUCUUCAGUAUCAGUUUGGCAGUGAAUUGCUUCAGCUUCCUGUCCACUUAUUCAAAAUAAAAGAUGUGGAAAGCCAGAUAGAGGAAAGCCUGCAAGAAUUAGUAGAGGCCACCUCUGACCAGCUUCCCAGUGAUGCACCAGCAAAAGCUCUCAAGCUUCUGCACCUCUUCCGUGCAGCAAAUGAGGAGAAUUACGAAUCGGUGUGGAAGCGAUUCUCCAGCCGGCCAGCCUACAGGCGCCACAUUUUGGAUAUAAUUCCUGCAGUGGCCAGUCACCGUGCGCUCCGGUUCCUGCGGCACAAAAUGGAAAGGCAGGAGCUCACCAGCUGGGAAGUGACUCAAACUGUGCUUGUGGCUCUGCACUCCAGCACUCCAACUUGGGAUGUGAUGGAGGAAGCAACGCUCAUAGUAAAGAAGCAUUGCCCGCGCUCGAGCUCCGUGCUUGGGAAGGUUUGCCACCUCAGCUACGCGUCCCUGUGCCACAAGCAGUGCUCCUCGUCAGACUCCUGCUCCGAGUGUCUCCAGCUUCUUCAUGGCUUUGCAGGAGAGGCAUUGAGCAAGUCUAGCACAGAAGAAAUUUCCCUGGCUUUGAAAGCCCUUGGGAAUGUAGGACAUCCAGCCAGCAUCAAGCACAUCAAGAAGUUUUUGCCAGGAUAUGCAGCUGGUGCCUCAGAUUUGCCUCUCAGGGUCCAUGUGACUGCUGUGAUGGCCCUGAAAAACAUAGGCCUAAAAGACCCCAAAAUGGUCCAGUCUAUUACCCUUGAGAUUUUCCUGAACCAAAAAAUUCAUCCUCGAAUCCGAAUGUUGGCUGCAGCGGUUUUACUUGAAACCAAGCCAGGUCUUCCAAUCGUGAUGACAUUAGCUGAUGCUGUGCUGAAGGAGCCUAGCAUGCAAGUGGCAAGUUUCAUCUACUCUCACUUGAGGGCCCUGGGUAGAAGCACAGCUCCAGAUCUUCAAGUGAUAGCUUCUGCCUGCAGAAUGGCUGUCAGAGCACUAAGUCCCAAGUUUGACAAGUCUGGAUACCAGUUCAGCAAGGUUUUCCGCUUCAGCAUCUUUAAAGAGUUCCUUAUGAGCGGUCUGGCAGCUAAAUAUUUGGUAUUGAAUGAUGCAGGUAGCUUAAUUCCAACUGUAGCACUGUCCCAGCUGCGGACACAUUUCCUUGGAAGAGUGGCUGAUCCCUUGGAGGUAGGAAUAACAGCUGAAGGACUGCAGGAGCUGUUUGCCAAAGGUUACACUCCUGACAGGGACUGGGAGACUGACUAUGACUUCAAGAAAAUCCUGAAAAGGCUCUCUGACUGGAAGGCAUUCUCCAGUGACAAACCUUUUGCAUCAGGCUACUUGAAGAUGUUUGGCCAAGAGCUGUUUUUUGGUGGACUUGAUAAAAACGCCAUCCAAAAUGCACUGCAGGCAUGGUAUGGAUCUGAUGAAAAAAUCCCUUCACUAAGGAGAAUAAUCAGUAGCCUUCAAAGUGGUGUAGGGAGGCAGUGGACCAAAGCUCUCCUGUCCUCUGAGAUCCGCCGCAUUGUGCCCACCUGCACUGGCUUCCCGACAGAGACCAGCUUCUAUUACUCUUCUAUCACAAAAGUGGCAGGAAAUGUUCAAGCACAGAUUACACCUUCUCCAAAGUCUGAUUUCAGAUUGACUGAGUUACUAAAUGCCAAUAUUAGGUUGAGAUCCAAAACAAGUCUAAGCAUGGCCAAGGAGAUGACCUUUGUAAUGGGAAUUAACACACACACCGUCCAGGCAGGGCUGGAAGCACGCACCAAAAUGAAUGCUCAUGUACCUGUGAGUGUUGUUGCCACUAUCCAGAUGAAGGAAAAAAGUAUCAAAAUUGAAAUUCCGCCGUGUAAAGAUGAGACUAACGUAAUUACCAUAAGGUCUAAGACAUUUGCUGUUACACGAAAUAUUGGGGAUCUGGCUGCUAGUAAGAUGACUCCAGUUCUUUUACCUGAAGCAGUGCCUGACAUAAUGAAGACGUCCUUCAAUUCAGAUUCUGCAUCAGGCGAGACUGAUAACAUCAGGAGUAGACAGUCUGCAGAGGACGUUUCAUCUGGAAAUCCCUUUUCUUCUGGACGCUCUUCUUCCCAAAAAGAGCCAUUUGUUCAGUCCGUGUGCUUCAAUGCGAGUACGUUUGGAGUUCAAGUGUGCAUUGAGAAGAAAAGCGUACAUGCAGCAUUUAUCAAAAACCUGCCUCUCUAUUACCUGGUUGGAGAGCAUGCCCUGAGAUUGAGCUUCAAGCCAGUUUCCACUGAGGCACCUAUUGAAAAAAUACAAGUCACAGUUCAAGCAGGAGACCAAGCUCCUACAAAAAUGGUACGUCUAGUAACAUUUGAAGAUCCAGACGCACAAGCAUCUUCCAGAAAAGAAGCAAUUAAAAAAGUGAAGAAAAUCCUUGCUGACACUGAUGAUCAGGGGACAAGAAAAUACAGGAGCUCAUCAUCCAGUGCCAGCAGCUCCAGUGGAAGUGCCGAGAGUACAACGAGCAGCCCCUCCAGCAGCGACUCUGAUGACAGAGCAUCACAGGGAGGCGCCCAGAUAAAUCUGAAAACAGGGCAGUCCAAAGCCAAAGGAAAGAAGUUCUACCCAUUUGGGGGCAGUGGCAGUAGCAGCAGCAGUGGUAGCAGCAGCAGUAGCAGCAGCAAAAGCAGUAGUAGUAGCAGCAGUGGCAGUAGUAGUGAUAGCAGUAGCAGCAGCAAGAGCAGCAGUAGCAGUAGUAGCAGUAGUAAGAGCAGUAGCAGUAGUAGCAAGAGCAGUAGUAGCAGUAGCAAAAGCAGUAGUAGUAAGAGCAGCAGCAGCAAGGACAGGAGCAGCAGCAAGGACAGGAGCAGCAGAAGCAAUAGCAGCAGCAAUAGCAGCAAAGCAUCUGGUAUAAAGCAUAAGGCUAAGAAGCAGGCCAAGACCACAUCAUUUCCACUUGCCAGUGCUGCUGAAGGAGAGAGAAGUGUCCGUGAGCAGAAGUCUAAAACACAGAGUAGCAGCAGCAGCAGCAAAAGCACUGGCUCUUCCCGUUGGCGCAGCAAACCUGACCAAGGAGCUGAGACGAACCACUUCAAGUCCCAAGCACACAGGGGCAGUAGUCACAUUUCCACAGAAUGGGAAUAUCACCUUCCAAAAGUAUACAGUCUCCGCUUCAGGUCUGCUCACAUCCAUUGGCAUCCAGAUCAUAAAAGAUCAAGCAGCUCAUCAUCAUCUUCCUCUGAGCUGGGAAGCAGCCACAGAAACAGCAGCAGUAGCAGCAGUAGCAGCAGCAGCAGUAGCAGCAGAAGCAGCCACCACCACCAUGGAGAAAAUUCUGCCCACAACUCCAGGGGGAGCAAAAGAGUCAGCAUUCACCACCACAGCCAUAGCUCCAGCCUGACACGUGAGCGCAACUUCCUGGGAGAUGUAAUUCCACCUGGCAUUACGAUUGUGGCCCAGGCAGUAAGGAGUGACAACAGAAAUCAAGGUUACCAAGCUACAGCAUAUGUUCGUUCUGAUGCUGCCAAAGUUGAUGUGCAACUAGUUGUGGUUCAGCUGGCUGAAACCAAUUGGAAAGCGUGUGCUGAUGCUGUGAUACUGCCUCUGAAAGCACAGGCCAGACUGCGAUGGGGCAAGGAGUGCCAGGAUUACAGGAUAGAAGCAGUGGCUACUACAGGACAACUGGCAAAGAAGCCAGCUGCACAGCUGAAGGUGCAGUGGGGAAAGCUUCCAUCCUGGAUAAAAAAGACAAGCACAGAAUUCAUGCAAUACAUUCCUGGUGCAGCACUCGUGUUGGGCUUCUCAGAAGUACAUCAGAGAAAUCCAUCUCAUGAAUUAAUAGUAAGAGCAGCUGCAACAUCUCCACGAACAAUUGAUACAGUAAUUAAAGCUCCUGAGGUAACACUUUAUUGUCAGGGAUUCCGAUUGCCAUUCACUCUGCCCUCAGGCCCAUCUCCAGCUUACGAGACUCGAGAUAUCACUGCCUGGAAUUUAUUUCCUGAAAUAGCUUCACAAAUAGCACAAGAAGAUCAAUCCACAUGUGAAAUCAGGGAGAGAGAUUUCAAAACAUUUGAUCGCGCGAGCUAUUCAUAUUCUUUCAAUAAAAGCUGCAACCUGGUGGUGGUUCAAGACUGUACUGAACACCCGAAAUUCAUCAUUACUACAAGAAAGGCUGAUCCUCAAUCUUUCUCAAGAGAGGUUCACAUAAAUACAACAACAGCGAACAUCACAAUCUGUCCUGCCUCAAAUUCGUCUCUCCUUGUAGCAUGCAAUGAAGAACAAGUUAUAUCACACAGUGGAGGUUCUGAGUAUGAAAAAGGCAAUGUUAAAAUUUAUAAAAAUGGGAAAACAGUUACUGUGGAAGUUCCAGCACUCGGACUGAAGGAGGUGACUUAUGAUGGUGUAAAUCUUAAGGUUACGGUUGCUUCAUGGAUGAGAGGAAAGACCUGUGGAGUUUGUGGUAAUAAUGACAGAGAAAAGGAAAAUGAGCUCCUCAUGCCAAACCAUAGGCUGGCACACAGCUGUUCUGCGUUUGUUCAUUCAUGGGUAUUGCUGGAAGAAACCUGCUCUGGUGGGUGCAAGCUGCAGCGCAGUUAUGUGAGGCUGAAUCGAAAUCCUACUAUUGAUGGUGAGGAAUCUACGUGCUACUCUGUUGACCCAGUACUGAAAUGUAUGAAAGACUGUACUCCAAUCGAAAAAGCUUCAGUAAAGGUUGGCUUCCACUGCUUCCCAAAAGAAACUGCUGUAAGCCUGUUGGAAUGGCAGAAAAGCAGCGAUAAGAAAUCUGCAUCUGAAGAUGUAGUGGAGUCUGUGGAUGCUGACAUUGAUUGUACCUGCACUGGCAGCUGUAGUUAAGCUAAACGUUUUGGCAUUGUGCUAUAGACAUACUACACAAAUAAUUGAAUAGCUGGACAGAUAAGAAGAGAACAUAAUAGCUGUAGUAAAAUAUUAAGAAAGGUGCUUGAAGAAAGUAAGUCUACUGCAAAGUCAAAUGCAUUAUGUACAGUCUGCACUGCUUAAUAAAUAUGUUCAUUAAAUAAGUAUUCAUGUGGUCUCUCUUUAUUUUUCCCUAUCAACAAAACAAUCAGGCCAACUAUAAUAUUAUACAGAAAUUCUGCUCCCUUUUAUCUGCGAUAUAAUUACAGCAGUCCACUCUUAAAAUUACGUUCACUAGGUGAUGAAAGGAAAACAUGAUUAUGGCUACUGCUAACAUUCCAUUGUGCAAAGAAUUUCAUAUUUAGCAUACUAAAGACACAGUAAGCAUUUGUUUUCUUUUAUGUUUUCUGGUAAAGAGCAACG
Passer montanus (Eurasian tree sparrow) is the source of this 6108-nucleotide messenger RNA. RefSeq names its product vitellogenin-1-like. Bases 1 to 5664 code for a protein of 1887 amino acids. The transcript is spliced from 36 exons. Gene Ontology annotation, biological process: lipid transport. Gene Ontology annotation, molecular function: lipid carrier activity. The record is from RefSeq and is a predicted model, not a curated record. Lineage: Eukaryota; Metazoa; Chordata; Aves; Passeriformes; Passeridae.